Messenger RNA from Paramecium sonneborni, 467 nucleotides. NCBI's taxonomy places the organism in Eukaryota, Ciliophora, Oligohymenophorea, Peniculida, Parameciidae. The record is from the annotation of a GenBank genome assembly.
AUGAAAAAUUUCAUUAAAACCAACACAUAUAAAAACGAUAUUGCUUCCAACGAAAAAGUACUUAGAGAUAUAGAACUUUAUGAAAAAAUAUUUUUAACAACCAAAUAUGAAAAUAAAAAAUAAUAAUCUCUAUCUAUAAGAAGGUUAUUACCCAAUAUAUAGUACUCUCAACAUUAACAAUCAAAUAAUACAAAUUAAUAAUCAAUACAUACAAAUUCAUAUAAAUUUACUACUCAAGUUGAUUAAGACUCUAGUUAUUCCAAUCAAUAUUACUAAGUAUUUAUAUUUCUUUAUUAUAGGGUUUUUCAAAAAAAAAAAUGCCUUUCUCCUUGAUUGAUUGUUCCAAAUACUUAAAAUCUUCAAAUUCAACUAAUUAUUUCUAACAAAAAAAAUCACUUUCUCCAUCUAAAUAAAAAAUAGUUAUUGUAAAUCAUCAAGGAAGACCUUAAACCUAUUUCAUUAGAUGA